Messenger RNA from Sodiomyces alkalinus F11, 1742 nucleotides. Its product is annotated as membrane associated DnaJ chaperone-like protein. The record is from RefSeq and is a predicted model, not a curated record. The transcript has 2 exons. NCBI's taxonomy places the organism in Eukaryota, Fungi, Ascomycota, Sordariomycetes, Glomerellales, Plectosphaerellaceae. Bases 222 to 1310 code for a protein of 362 amino acids.
GAACAAUCGCGGAGAAAGUUGACCAGCUCGUGAAAGAACACAAAGGCAUCCCACCUCAAGCGUCACCCUCGCUUUGUUCUUUUCUUUUUCUCUUUUUCUUGGAGUUUGUUUUCACUCUCUUUCGUUUUACUGCUUCCUUCUGCUUCUUCUUCCACAGCCGGCCAAGUCCAUCUGAAAUGACACAGGCAAACAGUCCCUAGAAACCCUCGACAUCGACAACCAUGUCUGGCUUCAUCUCCCUCUUGGGGUGGUCCUUUCUACCCCAGUUCGUCACCGGCUGGCUGCAAUCUGUCUACUACUCCCUCACCAUCCGCGCCGGAUCUCCUCGCCCACAACCAGGUAGCCCCCGCUACGUGACCCAUCGCCGCACGAUCCACGCCCUCGUCGUCGUCGCCUACCUCCUCUACACCCUCUACGAGGCCGACUACGACCUCCGCCGCCAGGGCAACUUCUACAGCGACCUGGGCCUCCCCAGCCUCGCCGCCGAGGACAAGGAGAUCAAGUCGCGUUUCCGCCGCCUCGCCACCAUCCACCACCCGGACAAGGCCGGCUCCUCCGGCGACGCGACGGCGGACCGCUUCAUCCACCUCAAGCUCGCCUCCGAGACCCUCCUCGACAGCGCCGCCCGUUUUGCCUACGACCGCUUCGGCCCCGAAAUCACCGCCUGGCGCCACGCCUCCACCGUGCGCGACUACGUCGCCCGCGGCGUCUUCCAGUCCACCCUACCCCACUACGGCGUCGCCGCCGUCUUCCUCUACGGCUUCGGCCUCCUCGGCUACCUCAACUGGGGGCGCUACUGGCGCUGGGUCCUCCUCGCCUCGCUCUGCGUCUUCGAGUGCCACGUCGUCACCCGCCCGCACCACCCCGCCGUCCUGACCGCCCUCAACGCCGCCGUCACCCCCCUUACGGGGAGGGCCCCGUACCUGCCCUUCCAGCUCAUCACCGUGGUGCGCAAGGCCAGUAUCGCGCUCUACAUCGCCUUCAACCAGCUGGGUCCUACGUUCGAGUACUGGUUCCGCAGCGUCGGCGGCGGGGGGCCCCCCGACGACGUCGGCGAGGAGACCCUCCUCCGCGGCUUGGAGCAGCUCGAUUCCAUGGUUCAGGGGCUGCAGUCCGACACGGUCAGGCUUUUUGACAGGGAGAUGGCGCCGUUCGCUGACGACCCUGACGCGCUGGGCAAGGUGCGGACCAAGGUGAAGGAUUGGCUUGUCCAGAACACCAUCCGCGCCGAUCCCAUGGUGCGAGAUGCCGUGGGAAACUCGGUCAGAAGACGAAGGACCGAUCCUGCUGCUGGGGACGACGGGAACUAGGCCGAGGCCGAAGAUGUGUUGCAAGAAUUGAAUAGAAUGGUUUCAACGAUUGAUACCCUAGAUAAUCCAUGAAUGCCCGAAAGGCUGGUAUAUAUGGGGCCUAGUCGAACACUGAAAUAGAAAGGAGUGAGAAGGCGUGAGCUGUUGAGAAAGAAGGCUCCCAGAAAUCAGCCGGUGCUGCCACCAAGAUAUAUUUCAAAGUCAUGCUAGAGGGAUGUCAAAAACCGGUAGUGUACAUAGUAUAUCCUGUGAUUCUCAUAGUCCCCGAUGAGGGAAGGGAGGCCACCCGAAGCCUAUAAUAUCCCGAACCAACGCCGUUAUGCAGAAACCCAUUUAAUACCGCUAAUGGGAUAUCCAAUUCUGCCCCCACCGGAUGUAUUGUAUGCCACAGAUUGUUCUCUUUCAAUAUCAUGAAAAAAAAGAAGAAGAAAU